This is a messenger RNA of Seminavis robusta, 870 nucleotides long. The record is from the annotation of a GenBank genome assembly. NCBI's taxonomy places the organism in Eukaryota, Bacillariophyta, Bacillariophyceae, Naviculales, Naviculaceae.
AUGAAGUUCUUUCUUUCCUCCCUUUCAUUGGCUACCCUGCUUGUUUUGCCCAAUGGUUCGAACGCCUUUACACUUUUUCCAAACCAGCCUUCCGUCAAUACGAGGGGUACUCCUCUGUUCAUGAAAGUUGGUGUCUUUUUUGGAACCAGCACUGGAAACACGGAAGAGUGUGCCGAAAAGAUUGCCGAGAAAUUGGGCGCCGAAGGUCCUUUCAUGUCGAUGACGGAGAUUCGAUUGUGGAGACCUUCCGAAAGUAUGAUGCCUGGUUGUUGGUACCCCCACUUGGAAUACAGGCGCCGAUACCGAGCGAUCCGGAACGGGAUGGGACGAACUCUACUAUGGCAGCAUGGAGGGUAUGUUAGCACCGAGGGAUACCUUCACGACGAUAGCAAGGCCAUUCGAGGUGGAGACAAAUUUUGUGGAUUGCUGUUGGAUAUGGUCAACCAGGAAGAACUGACCGACGAACGAAUCGACAAUUGGAUUGCACAGCUUGGCUCGGAAGGAUUCUUGGAGGGUGAAGGUGAUGCCGUUCAAGAUGCCGUGGUCAUUGAAGCGGCUGCUGUAAUGCCUGAUACUCCUCCCACAACGGGCACCAUGGAAAACUUGGAGCAGUUGGAGAAAACUCGUCACUUUUGGAUCAGUCCAUCGCAUCUCACGACACUGGCUUCAAACCACACACAAACCAAUCACUGGAAAGACCAUGUGGACAUCUGGGAUGGAACAAAGUGCUUCAUACCGAGGGAACAACUGCCACUGCAACCAAACAAUCCACCACGUUUUCCGCUUAGAAGAACGAAGCAUUGGAAUGAUUCAAUCUUCGUUAUCCAUACCGGUAAAAGUGGGUCCUUUGCUUGCAUGCGUUGGAAGUGA